GCUGACGGACGCGGUGGAUAUGUGGAAGGUCAAACCUACUGUUUUUUUUCCUCUGGAGACGAAAUACAGAGCAAUUCUGGAGAGUCUGGUUCCUCCUGACCCGAUGGAUCAGUUCCACCUGAACAGAGGUUCUGUGGAGGCGGAGUUUCCUGACCUGUGCAGGAACUUCACCAGGAUGGGGCGGAUCCUCACGCUGGACUUGUACCGUCGACAGUUUUACCGCUGCACGCAGAGUGGCGUUGUCUUCGAUGACAUCAUCCGCCCGGGCCUGGAGGAACCAGGUGAGUGGGCGGGGCCCGUGUCAGUCGGAUGUGUUGCGGGCGACGCCCAGUCCUACGUCCUGUUCUGCGAUUUCUUCGACCGCGUCAUUGAGGCGCAUCACAAACACAAGGUCACAAGAUCAACGCCAGAGAGCGACUUCAACUAUGAUAACCUGAAGGGCGGCGAUGAUUUGGACAGAUCGUACGCCGUGCGCUGUGAGGUGAGCGUCGUUCGCGGUGUGGACGACUUCUGCUUUCCGACGCACUGCAGCCGAGGGGAGCGCAGACAACUCCUCACCCUGGCCAGGAGAGUUUUUCAGUGGUUUGAGGAGGCGGUGCUUCCAGGUCGACUCUUCUUAUUGGAGGAGCUGAACAAGGAUCAGCAGAGAGAACUGAAGCUGAGUCCUCCAUCGUCUCUGCAGCUUCGCACCGGCGUCACCCGCGACUGGCCUGAUGCUCGAGCUGUGUGGCUGAGUAAAGAUGGCCGCCUGGUGGUGUGGCUCAACAUGGACGACCACGUCAGACUGGUGACCACACGUGACGACGCUGACGUCGCAGAAGCUUUUAAAUGCGUCUGCAUCAACCUGCAGAAGUUGGCGGUGAAGUACGGCGAGCUCAAACACCCGUUCACCUGGAAGCAGCAGCUUGGAUGGGUGUCGAGCUCACCGGCCGACGUGGGGACGGGUCUAAGGGUCAGCGUCCACCUCAGACUGAGGCUCCUCCCACAACACACACGCCUGCAGGACGUUCUGAAGAGACUGCGACUCCACAUGGACAGAACAGAAUCCUCGGAGGUUUAUGUCCUGAGCAACGGGGCGACCUUUGGCCCGAGCGAGGUGGAGCUGACGCAGCUGGUGGUGGACGGUGUCAAACUUCUCAUCGCCAUGGAGAAAAGGCUGGAGGAGGUCAGAGACAUCGAGGAGCUCGUACCUGCGCAGAAGUAGAUCUGGACUGACCAAUGAGAGGGGGGGCGUGUUAAUGACAUCAUCGUACAACAGACACUGAGACCUGCGGAUCAUUUUAAAUCAUGUUUUUUGAUGUUUUAAUUUUUAUCUGAUGUCAUGAAUAGUAAAGUUGAGUUAUUUUGUUGUUGA
Molecule: messenger RNA, 1354 nt
Organism: Solea solea (common sole)
Lineage: Eukaryota; Metazoa; Chordata; Actinopteri; Pleuronectiformes; Soleidae
Product: zgc:172076
Exons: 9
Coding region: 20-1204 (394 amino acids)
Biological process (GO): phosphocreatine biosynthetic process
Molecular function (GO): creatine kinase activity
Source: RefSeq, a predicted model, not a curated record